Messenger RNA from Thermothielavioides terrestris NRRL 8126, 2239 nucleotides. RefSeq lists its product as uncharacterized. Gene Ontology annotation, cellular component: membrane. NCBI's taxonomy places the organism in Eukaryota, Fungi, Ascomycota, Sordariomycetes, Sordariales, Chaetomiaceae. The record is from RefSeq and is a predicted model, not a curated record. Gene Ontology annotation, molecular function: carbohydrate:proton symporter activity. The transcript is spliced from 7 exons. Gene Ontology annotation, biological process: carbohydrate transport; transmembrane transport. Bases 439 to 2010 code for a protein of 523 amino acids.
CGAAAACGAGUUAGCUUGUGAAUGCUUUAUUGCGAGUCUGUGAGAUAUCCGCCAACCGGGCUCGCGGUCGCUUACUGCUCAGGCUAAAUUGUUACCCCCCGGUCUACUUGUAAAAUAUCGACGGGUCCCGGCUCAGUGUUCCAUCCAGCCGAAUGCAUACACACAUCAAUGCUUGGCUCAACCGCCUGGGGGCCUUGGCCAUCCAUCCUCGCUGACGGAUAGUUAAGCUCCCUCAUCCUCUCCAAAGGAUCCCCGCAGUUUGCUCUUCAUUCUCACCGUGUCGAUCUUCAACACCCCACCCCCUCCUCCUUCCCUCGAGGCCAUCCGCAGCGCCGUUACAAAGGGCCACCGGUCCCGGCUUCUGCUACCUUUUUUCUUUUCUGCCAACACCACUCCUCUGAGGGCAACACACUUUGGUGGGCGCGCCGUCACAACAACAUGCCCGGAAAGGAGAUUUCGGCCAUUGCCGCCCAGGAGGCGCCUCAGUUCGAGCAUGUCGUCUGGUACAAGGAUCCCGGCCUGCGCCGCCUGUACCUGGUGUCGUGCUUCGGUCUGAUGGUGGCGUCUGCCACGACCGGUUACGACGGCUCCUGGUUGAACACGGUGCAGCAGUUCGACUACUGGGAGAACUACUUCGACCAUGUCGGGACGGCCGACAACCAGAAGAACAUGCUGGGUCUGCUGACGAACAUGUUCACCAUCGGCAACAUUGUCUCCAUGUUUAUCGUCCCGUACGCUACGGACCGAUGGGGCCGUAAGCCUUCGAUUAUCGCUGGAUGCCUUUUUAUGAUUGUCGGCGGCUUUAUCAACACGUUCUCGAAGAACAUGGGCAUGCUCCUGGCUGGUCGUUGCAUUCUCGGCUUCGGAAACUCGCUCUCGCAGCUGGCCUCUCCCAUGCUCCUGACCGAGAUCAUCCACCCCCAGCACCGUGCCCCGGUUACCGCUGUGUACAACUGCUUGUGGAACUUGGGCAGUCUGCUCUGCACUUUCAUCGGUUGGGGCACGUCCUACGUCCCGAGCAACUGGUCGUGGCGGUCGAUCACCCUCAUCCAGAUUGCGCCGUCGGCGUGCCAGCUUGCCUUCAUCUGGUUUGUCCCUGAGUCCCCCAGAUGGCUCAUCUCCAAGGACCGCAACGAGGAGGCCCUGCAGGUCCUGGCCAAGUACCACGCCAACGGAAACACGCAGAACUCGACCGUGCAGUUCGAAUACCGCGAGAUCCGCGAGACCCUGGAGCUCGAGAAGGAGGCCCGUGAAAAGUCCAGCUACCUCGACUUCAUUAAGACCAAGGGCAACCGGUGGAGGCUUGCCAUCAUCGUGUCGGUCGGCCUGAUCUCCCAGUACAGCGGUAACGCCGUCAUCUCCAACUACAUGAACCUCAUCUACGAGGGCGCCGGUAUCACCGACCAGAACCAGAAGCUGGGCAUUUCGGCCGGCAAGACUGUGCUCGACUUGAGCUGCGCCCUCAUCGCUGCUUUCAUGGUCGACAAGGUCGGUCGCCGCCCGCUGUUCUUGACCGCCAUCUCGGGCAUGGUUAUCGCCUUCACGCUCUGGACCAUCAUGGCGGCCAUGUACGACAAGACCAACCACGAGAACGGAUUCGGUAUCGCGCAGAUCGUCUUCGUCUGGGUCUUCGGUAUCUUCUACGACAUCGGUUUCUCCGGCCUCCUGGUCGCCUACACGCUCGAGGUUCUGCCCUUCCACCUCCGCGCCAAGGGCGUCUUCAUCAUGAACAUCACCGUGCAGGCCACCCUGGCUCUCGGCGGCCAGACCAACCAGCUCGCCUGGGACAACCUGCCCGCGCACUGGAACUUCUGCCUCUUCUACACUCUCUGGGACCUUGUGGAGUGGGUCUGGAUCUACUUCGUCUUCGUUGAGACCAAGGGCCCUACCCUCGAGGAGAUCGCCAAGAUCUUCGACGGCGAGGACGCCGUUGCUCACGUGGACCUGAACCAGGUCGAGAAGGAGAUGGAGAUCGCCAACGUCGAGCAGGACGAGAAGAUCAAGUCGUAAGGGAGCGUCGUAAUGUUCUAUCCUUCGUUCUAGCCGCCAGCCGAUGCUCUGCGGGAACGUACUGCAAAACAGCCAGAGCAGGCCGUAACGACCUGGCCAUGUUGUUUUAAUCACUUUGAUGAGAUGUGGAAGUUCUGCGGAAAAUGGCUCAUACUUGCAUAGGUAGCUUCAAUGCAUACAUGCUGCCGUUGAUACCCGUCACUUUGGACCGAAGGCGUAUAUUGUUGCC